AUGUUCGGGCAAAAAAUGUUGCUGCUUAAAAGACCUUUUCUCCCUGCGCGAGCUGCCCCCUUUUGCGCGCAACGGAAGGUGGGCAGGUUCAUUACGUACUAUACAAAGUCACACGAAUAUAUCAAAAUAAAUGAUGAACACUUGACUGAAUUGAAGAAGAAAAACAACGUAAAAUGCAAAAUAGGCAUUAGCAAUUAUGGAACAGAAAAAUUGGGGGAAAUCGUGUAUAUCGAUAUUUCGCAUAACAUAAAUGAGUACGUAAAGAAGGGGGACUGCAUCGCAACGGUUGAGAGCGUUAAAAGCGUGGGGGAUGUAUACACGCCCAUUAGUGGCCAAAUUGUCGACAUCAAUGACAAAAUAGUCGACAACGUAAAUUUAAUGAACGAAAAUUCGGAAACCGAUGGAUGGAUUUUGGAACUACUGACCAAUGAUGUGAAUGAAAAGGAAAUAAUGAGCUUCCCCGAAUAUAAGAAAAUGUGCGAAGAGGAAGAGCAAAGAGAAGCAUCCAAAAUACAGCAGAGUGAACGGGACUGUCUAGAGGAAAAAAACAAAAAUAAAAUUUUCGAUUUGAACGACAUUAAGAACAUUGAAGAGAAGCGGAAAAAAUAA
Molecule: messenger RNA, 609 nt
Organism: Plasmodium cynomolgi strain B
Lineage: Eukaryota; Apicomplexa; Aconoidasida; Haemosporida; Plasmodiidae
Product: glycine cleavage system H protein
Exons: 1
Coding region: 1-609 (202 amino acids)
Biological process (GO): protein lipoylation; glycine decarboxylation via glycine cleavage system
Cellular component (GO): glycine cleavage complex; cytoplasm; mitochondrion
Source: RefSeq, a predicted model, not a curated record